UCGUUGUAUCUUUUUAAUACACCAUUUGUGAUUUGUCAUAACUCAUAGAAUUAGAUUCUUUAUUAUCUAUGCCUAUUGUAUAUUUUGGAUUUCGAACUUCGUACCUUCUAGACUUUAGUAUUAGAAACUAGACAGUAUUAGUUGUAGGCAUUUCAGUAUUAAUUUAUCUUGACUUCUAAUCAGACUUAUGAAUUGGUUGAUAAGUGUUUUUUUUUCAAAUUACGGCCUUAGAUUAUAACUCGACUAAAUACUAACUGAAGAACAUUAAUUAAUUUUUGUGUUAACGCUAAAAACAUUCCAUUUCAAGUUUUUACACCUAAAGUUGCAUAAUGAAUUCAAACACAAAUAAUAUAAUUAAUUCGAAAAAAGUUUGUACAAAAUUGUAUGUAUUUAUAGUUGUUUUUUCAUUUCUCAGUAGAGAAGUUUACUCAGAAUGGAACACCAGAGAUUAUAUGAAACGCGAUCAUUCACUUUUGAAACCAUACCAAGGAUCUGGCAUAACAGUACCAAACUGGGACUUUAUGGGUUCCACUAUAGUGACAGACAAAUAUGUGCGACUAACACCUGACUUACAAAGCAAGUCUGGUUCAAUAUGGAACUCUAUACCUUGUUAUGUCAAUAAUUGGGAAUUGCAAGUACAAUUCAAAAUCCAUGGAAAAGGAAAAGAAAGUCUUCACGGUGAUGGGAUGGCUAUUUGGUACACCCGAGAAAGAAUGAAACAUGGGCCAGUUUUUGGCAAUAAAGAUUUUUUUGAAGGGCUCGCUGUUAUAAUUGAUACAUAUAGUAAUCAUAAUGGAGAACAUAAUCAUCAACAUCCUUAUAUUUCAUCAAUGAUUAAUAAUGGGUCUUUGCAUUAUGAUCAUGAUCGCGAUGGAACCCAUACAGAAUUGGCAGGUUGUGAAGUUAAAGUUAGAAAUUUACCAACUGAAACUCAUGUGUUAAUAAGAUACACUGGCAAUACACUAACUGUAAUGACAGACUUAGAAGAUAAAGCAGUAUGGAAACCUUGUUUUACUGUUGAUGGCGUUGAAUUGCCGACUGGUUACUAUUUUGGAUUUUCGGCAGCAACAGGAGAUCUAUCAGAUAACCAUGAAAUUUUAGCUGUUCGACUAUAUGAAGUGGAUUCUGAUGAUCCUAAUGAAGCUCUUAAGGAUCGUUCAAAUAUAAUUCCCAAUGCUAAAAUAUCCAGUCCGCCUAGAGAACAUAUUGAAGACACGAAGAGUCAAAGUUGGAGUGGCUUAAAGAUAUUUUUUAUCGUUCUAUUUGUAAUUAUUUUAAUUGCUGCUAUAAUUGUUGGUGGUGUAUGGUAUUGGGAGUACCAGCAAACUCAGUCACAUAAAACAUUUUAUUAAAAAUAUAGAUAAAUUUUGUAAAAAAAAAAAUAAAUAUUUAUUAAAAAUUCAACAUUGCCAUCACAAAAAAAUAAUAAUAAUAAAACAAUAAUCAUAUUAGUUUUUAUUAUUAAAAAUAUGAAAACAAAUUAUUACAUACCAUGUUUCACUAAAUCAAAUUUCAGUAAAAAAUUAGGUCAUUUAUUUAACUGUAGACUUGUGUGUUUGUGUAUUAAAAUUUUUUUGUAUAUGUACGGUAUUUGUGUUCCAUUUAAAAUUCCAUUCUAUCUAUAUAUUAGUCAUUAGAUUUUAGACUGUUGUAACAUAGAUUAAAUACACCCAUACACAUGAUCUACUUAUAUUACUAUAUAUUAAGUCUAAUUAUAAAUUUUUUUUUUAAUCUGUUAUAGCAGACCUGUUAUUAAGACUGCUUGUUAGGUUAUGUUAAUCUAACCAUUAUGAUGUAUAACAAUAUACCUAACAGUUUAUGUUACUGUCGGAUAAGAUCACAUUUGUUUUAUAUAAUGAAAAUACAGUCAUUCAAAGGAAUUUUUUAUAAAAUGGCAUUAGUCAAUACUAUUCUUAAAGUAUGACUGUACAAUACCUAUGAUAAUAGUACUUAUCACAAUUAAAAUUAAUUUUGUAGUGAA
Molecule: messenger RNA, 1981 nt
Organism: Rhopalosiphum maidis (corn leaf aphid)
Lineage: Eukaryota; Metazoa; Arthropoda; Insecta; Hemiptera; Aphididae
Product: VIP36-like protein
Exons: 7
Coding region: 330-1352 (340 amino acids)
Biological process (GO): endoplasmic reticulum organization; Golgi organization; endoplasmic reticulum to Golgi vesicle-mediated transport
Cellular component (GO): COPII-coated ER to Golgi transport vesicle; endoplasmic reticulum-Golgi intermediate compartment; endoplasmic reticulum membrane
Molecular function (GO): D-mannose binding
Source: RefSeq, a predicted model, not a curated record